This is a messenger RNA of Cyphellophora attinorum, 2058 nucleotides long. RefSeq lists its product as uncharacterized. NCBI's taxonomy places the organism in Eukaryota, Fungi, Ascomycota, Eurotiomycetes, Chaetothyriales, Cyphellophoraceae. Gene Ontology annotation, molecular function: ATP binding; ATP-dependent protein folding chaperone. The transcript has 8 exons. The coding region runs from base 1 to 2058 and encodes 685 amino acids. The record is from RefSeq and is a predicted model, not a curated record.
AUGCGGAACAUCCUCACGUUCAAUCAAUCAGAGACACAGGCCGCAAGCUCGUCUGCGAAGCGCAAGAAGACGACCAAGGUGGCGAGGAAGAGAUCUUCAGAUGUGGACCAGACCCCUGAAGCCAUAGCCAAGCGGCAGGAGAAGCUCGCGGCGCUCAAAGAAAGAUAUCGUCAGGUCCGUCUGCAGGAAAAGGAGAAAGGUAAGAGGACGAUAUCUGUGGGCAUCGAUUUCGGCACAACAUACACCGGCGCAGCGUAUGUGACGAGCGCCGACGACUUGCCACCCGUCACAAUCACCAAGUGGGGAAAGGGCAGGGAAGGUGCACUGAUGCCGAAGACACCAUCCAUCAUCGCAUACGCCGAAGACAACGAAAAGCAGAAGGAGGAGAUUGUCUUCGGAUCCAAUGUCCCCUCCGAGUCAUGCUCGUACGUGUGGUUCAAACUCCUCCUGGACGACGAAACAAAUCCUGCCGACUAUGAGGAUCCGCUCAUGGAACAGGUAAUUGGAAGCCAUAUCAUGGGCCUACCCGCUGGCAAGACGGCGGCUCAGCUGGUAACAGACUAUCUGAGUCAGAUCCACAAGCACAUCUUCACGCACCUGAGAGGGGUCCUGGACGACGGCCUUGAUAUCACGCCUUUGGUUUUCUGUGUGACUGUACCUGCAGCCUACGGUCGAGCAGGACGGCAAGCCACACUCUCUGCUGCAAAGGCUGCGGGCUUCGGAACUCGCGACGGCGAUGAGCUCAUCUGCUGCGACGAGCCCCAGUGUGCUAUUCUUGAUGUUUUGCACACUUACAUGAACAAAUUCCAGAAGGUCCAGUCACCUUUCCAAGAGAAAGAGUGUGUGCUCAACGUCGAUAUGGGUGGCGGCACUCUUGAUGCAAUAACGUAUCGCAUCUCGAACCUAGAGCCGCUCAGACUGGAAGAAGCCUCCGUAGGCGCGGGAGCCAAAUGUGGCGGCACAACCAUCGAUCGCGAAUUCUUCAAAUGGUGUGAGCGGAAGUUUGGGAAGCACUUCAUCAAAGUCCCUCUAGCUUCCCGCAGCAUUGGAAGCAAAUUCAUGAAGGAGUUUGAGGAGAUUAAGUGUCGAUUCGAAGGAGUACAUGUUGAUGGAGAACAAGAAUACCUUGUGGGCCCAAUCCGCAUGGAAGACAUCGACACGGACGAUGAGAACAUGUGUUCAAGCUGGGAUUCACACGACUCCGCCAUCAAGAUCUCAAGCCACGAACUGGAGGGUUUCUUCGAGCCAGUCCUCAGGAGCACAUUCGAGCUGAUCUGGGGUCAAAUAGCAGCUGUGGAAGCUGCAAGGAUGCCAAAGAUCCAGUCCCUAGUCCUAUGCGGCGGAUUAUCCAGCAGCCCCUAUGUCCAGUGGCGCGUGAAGGAGUUCGUCAAGACAGAGCUUAAGGGCUCCAUGAGGGUCGUGACUCCAGAGAAUCCGAUCGCUGCGAUAGCACGCGGAGGUGCUGUGCAUGCCCGUUCGCAGAAUAUCGUUGUGUGCCGAAAGAGUCGGGACUCGCUGGGAAUAGUUGGCUACAGAAGCUUCAAGGAUGGCCAAGCCAGCAACAAUGAAGACUUCGUGUUCCUGGCGAGCGGCAGGAAGGUUGUGAAAGACAAGCCCAAUUUCGCAUUCACCAGAGGCGAGAAGAUCUACCGUUCAACCAGAAGAUAUGUUGAAGCCACGGUUGAGCUCAAGGAGAGCGAGAUCGCGAAGGCCGGAGCAGUCUCCCAGGACCUUUACGCGUCUUCUUCAGACACUAUACCAACAACAUUGGACGCCUCAUGCAGGAAGAUUGGCGAGAUGAAGCUUAAUCUCAUUUCAGCGGCCCAGACGAGGCGCAAGGAGCUGAAGGAGCAGAAUGGCGGACGGGCCCCCAAGGUGAUCGAUCUCCCGGUCAAGAUCGAAUUCGCUCCUGGCGACGACAAGGGUGUUUUGGUGGUAAAGGCGAUUGCGAACAGAGCUACAAAAGUCGGUCAGGUCUCAAUCGAGUAUACGGCUGAUCCGAGGGCUGGCAUCGUGCCGUUAGGUCCUGUGAAGGUGAAGAGAGACCGCGAUGAUUGA